AUGACGAGGCCGCGAGGCUCCUCGGCGGCGAGCGAGGACAGUACGGGGACCGCAGGCGAUCAAGAGCUCGGGAGCAUGUACGAUUACCUCGCCAAAAUUAUACUGCUGGGGCCCAGUGGGACAGGAAAAUCCUGCCUCCUCCACCGCUUCGUCAAGUCCGAGUGGCGCGUCCUCUCGUCCCAGACCAUCGGCGUCGAGUUCGCCUCCAAGAUCAUCAAAGUCGGCACGGGGGCCCGCCGGAAACGCAUCAAGCUGCAGCUGUGGGACACUGCGGGCACCGAGCGCUUCCGCUCCGUCUCGCGGUCCUACUACCGCGGCGCCGCCGGCGCGCUGCUCGUCUACGACCUCACCUCGCACGCCUCCUUCCGCUCCCUGCAGCCCUUCCUCAACGAUGCCAAUGCCCUGGCCAGCCCCAACUUGAGCACGAUAUUGGUCGGGAACAAGCUGGAUUUGAGCGGUGACCAGAACCUCAUCGACGUCCCGCCGGCCACCCCGAGCAGUGUCAGCUCCAGCAGCGCGCCUUACGGAACUAGUUUCCGGAGCGAAGGCGGCACGCCGGGCCUGGGGACACAACAGAGAGCCACGAUAGCACCAGAGGGGAGAGAGGUUACCAACGCGGAGGCGUCCAGAUGGGCGAGCAGGGUAUCCGUGCCGGUUGCGCUGGAGGUCUCUGCCUUCAGCGGGGAGGGCGUAGACGAGGUCUUUGCCCGGCUGGCGAGGAUGAUCCUGACCAAGAUCGAGCUGGGCGAAAUCGACCCCGACGAUCCGAUGAGCGGUAUCCAGUACGGAGACGGCGGCAUGUGGAACGCGGGCGCGAGCGACGGAGGCAGCAUCAAGAGCGGCAUGACGGUCGACGAUCUUGGUGCCGGCGGCAUCAGGAGACGCAAGAAGGGCAAGGGUCGGGGUACCGUGGCCCUGCGAGAGUGGGAAGAGGUCUUCUCGCUAGGCGGACGACGGAGAGGUUGCUGUUGA
Messenger RNA from Neoarthrinium moseri, 972 nucleotides. RefSeq lists its product as uncharacterized. The coding region runs from base 1 to 972 and encodes 323 amino acids. Gene Ontology annotation, cellular component: endosome. The record is from RefSeq and is a predicted model, not a curated record. Gene Ontology annotation, biological process: regulation of endocytosis. NCBI's taxonomy places the organism in Eukaryota, Fungi, Ascomycota, Sordariomycetes, Amphisphaeriales, Apiosporaceae. Gene Ontology annotation, molecular function: GTPase activity; GTP binding. The transcript is spliced from 3 exons.